GCGACGAUAUGCCAGAUGUUUUCAGGUCCGCGCGUACGCCGCCGGGCCGUGCCGAUGUCGCCCGGCCUCGGACCGGGCCGUGACGGACUUUGAUGUUGCAAGCAGGAGCUGACUUGCACGAACAAACAGCUUCCACCCGUGCGAGUCUCCUAGCGCUGCUCAGUCUUCGCUCGUGCUCAGCGGGCUUUCUGGGCGGACGGCGGAAGAGACGUCCAAAACACGCGAAGCCAAGACGCAGUCACACUGUCACAACCACCAGGAAACCAGCAACAUAUUUUUUUUUCUGCAGUGAAACUUCAUCACACACAGUAGGCUUUUUAGGAUUUGGGACCAGUGCGGCGGUCCGGCUCCAACUUGCUCGUCUUGAGAGACGGCGCAGUUCCACUCGACCAGCCGGCGGGCCUUUGUUCGCCGACGCCAUUGCCCGGGGUGCGAUCUGCCGCGCGAGUUAGCAACCGAGUUCCAGCGCCAUCUUUCCGCGCGCUUGGAUCUCCGUGGCUCAGCAGAUUAUCAAUAUGAAAGCUUCUGUAUUUAUCACCGCACUCAUGUCGGCAGUUUGUAUUCCUGAGACACACUGUGCCAGAAUUCUUGGGAUUUUCCAAUUAAAUUCGAAGAGUCACUUCAUAGUAGCUGAAGCUCUGAUGAAAGGUUUGGCUGCCAGAGGACAUCAAGUAGUGGUCAUGAGUCACUUUCCGCAGAAGAAUCCCGUUCCGAACUACACGGACAUAGACGUGUCCGGAUCAGCCUACACAGUGCAGAACAACGUCACUAUUGAAACUGCCCUUCGGUGGAACACCAUUCACAUAUUAGACAUGAUUUGGGAAGACACGUUGACUAUGUGCCGCGAGACCAUGAAACAUCCCAAAGCACAGGCGCUUUUGAAAUCCGAGGAGAGCUUCGACCUCGUCGUGACUGAGAUAUGCGGCAGCGAGUGCACCAUUGGGUUCGCGCACAGAUUCAAGGCGCCGUUAGUGCACCUCGUCACGAGUGUGGCCUUCCCCUGGACUCACGCGCGGAUAGGCAACCCGGACCACCCGGCCUAUGUCCCUAGUUACUUCCUGCCCUACACCAGCAGGAUGAACUUCUGGCAGAGACUCACCAACACCGUGUACAACGUGCUCAUAAAAGCAGGGAAUGACUUUUACGGCAACAGACCGACGUCUGCUGUGAUGCGUGAGUUCUUUGGUGAGGAUGUUCCUAGCGUGGAAGAGCUGGCCAGCAACGCCAGCCUGGUGUUGGUGAACAGCCACUUCUCCGUCACUGGGCCGAGACCUGCUGUGCCGGCGUUCGUUGAAGUGGGAGGAAUACAAAUACAAGAGCCCAAGAAACUGCCUCAGGAUCUUGAGAAGUUCUUGGACGAGUCUGAACACGGGGUCGUGUACUUCAACAUGGGCACCUUGGUGAGAGUGCAGUCGCUUCCCCCGGAGAAGCUGGGCGCUCUGCUCGAGGCAUUCGCGGCGCUGCCGGAGAGAGUGCUGAUGAAGUUCACAGGCGAGCACUUGCCCGGCAAGCCAGCGAACCUCCUGACCAGCAAGUGGGUUCCGCAGAUAGACGUGUUGAGUCAUCCGAAGACCAAACUAUUCAUCAGCCAUGGAGGUCUGGGAGGAACUCAGGAGACUGUAUACGCUGGCGUUCCUGUAGUUGGCAUUCCCCUCUUCGCAGAUCAAGAAGGCAACAUCAACCACCUACUUGAAUUGGGAAUGGCUACAAAGUUAAACUAUGAAGAUAUUACAAAGGAAAGCCUCGUAAAUGCUAUUCGACGAGUAAUUGAUAACAGCAGCUACUCGGAGAGCGCGAGGAGAGCAUCGGCGGUGUUCCGGGACCGGCCCAUGUCGGCGCUGGACACGGCCGUGUACUGGGUGGAGUACGUGGCGAGGCACCGAGGCGCGCCCCACAUCAGGUCUGCCGCCGCCGACAUGCCGCUCCACCAGUACCUGCUGCUCGACGUGGCAGCGGUCCUGCUGAUGGUCACCUGCGCCGCCUUCUGCGCCCUCAACACCCUGCUCAGGAAACUAGUCUCUGUCUGCUCCGCGACAACCACCCGCAAGCACAAGCGCCAGUAAACCAUCACCUCCUGUUGCACGCCUGAUGAGACCGUGGCGAAGACACUCGCUUCCAUCUGGCCCACGGCAACCACCCGCAAACACAAGCGCCAGUGAACCAGUACCUCCAGCUGCACGCCUGAUGAGACCGUGGUGAAGACACUCCCAUCUGGUCCCACGGCAACCACCCGCAAACACAAGUGCCAGUGAACCUGUACCUCCUGUUGCAUGCCUGAUGAGACCGUGGUGAAGACACUCGCUUCCAUCUGGCCCACGGCAACCACCCGCAAACACAAGCGCCAGUGAACCAGUACCUGCUGCUGCACGCCUGAUGAGACCGUGGCGAAGACACUCACUUCCAUCUGACCCACGGCAACCACCCGCAUACACAAGCGCCAGUGAACCAGUACCUCCUGCUGCACGCCUGAUGAGACUGUGGCGAAGACACUCACUUUCCAUCUGGCCCACGGCACCCACCCGCAAGCACAAGCGCCAGUGAACAAGUACCUCCUGCUGCACGCCUGAUGAGACCGUGGUAAAGACACUCACUUCCAUCUGGCCCACGGCAACCACCCGCAAACACAAGCGCCAGUGAACAAGUACCUCCUGCUGCACGCCUGAUGAGACCGUGGUAAAGACACUCACUUCCAUCUGGCCCACGGUAACUACCCGCAAACACAAGCGCCAGUGAACCAGUACCUCCUGCUGCACGCCUGAUGAGACCGUGGCGAAGACACUCACUUUCCAUCUGGCCCACGGCACCCACCCGCAAGCACAAGCGCCAGUGAACCAGUACCUCCUGCUGCACGCCUGAUGAGACCGUGGUGAAGACACUCACUUCCAUCUGGCCCACGGCAACCACCCGCAAACACAAGCGCCAGUGAACCAGUACCUCCUGCUGCACGCCUGAUGAGACCGUGGUGAAGACACUCACUUCCAUCUGGCCCACGGCAACCACCCGCAUACACAAGCGCCAGUGAACCAGUACCUCCUGCUGCACGCCUGAUGAGACUGUGGCGAAGACACUCACUUUCCAUCUGGCCCACGGCACCCACCCGCAAGCACAAGCGCCAGUGAACAAGUACCUCCUGCUGCACGCCUGAUGAGACCGUGGUAAAGACACUCACUUCCAUCUGGCCCACGGCAACUACCCGCAAACACAAGCGCCAGUGAACCAGUACCUCCUGCUGCACGCCUGAUGAGACCGUGGCGAAGACACUCACUUUCCAUCUGGCCCACGGCACCCACCCGCAAGCACAAGCGCCAGUGAACCAGUACCUCCUGCUGCACGCCUGAUGAGACCGUGGUGAAGACACUCACUUCCAUCUGGCCCACGGCAACCACCCGCAAGCACAAGCGCCAGUGAACCAGUACCUCCUGCUGCACGCCUGAUGAGACCGUGGUGAAGACACUCGCUUCCAUCUGGCCUACGGCAACCACCCGCAAACACAAGCACCAGUGAACCUAUACCUCGUGCUGCACGUGGUCGUAGUUCUCCUGCUGGUUUGUGAUCCUGGUACUGCCUGAUGAGACCGUGGUGUACACAAGCACUUCUAUCUUGUCAAGGCAUCUACCCGCAAACACAAGCACCAGUCUGUAAAAUUGUUUUCCAAUUUUCUCGCGGAAACACGCCACCAUCAUGAGAAAUCUAAUGCUGUACACUGUGCCAUGUAUUAGGGAUUUAGGCACGUUUUAUUUAAAAUUUUGUAAUCUUAAAUAUUUUUGGAAAUAUAUAUUUUUUUCUGUU
Bacillus rossius redtenbacheri is the source of this 3789-nucleotide messenger RNA. RefSeq names its product UDP-glucosyltransferase 2-like. NCBI's taxonomy places the organism in Eukaryota, Metazoa, Arthropoda, Insecta, Phasmatodea, Bacillidae. Gene Ontology annotation, molecular function: UDP-glycosyltransferase activity. Bases 516 to 2063 code for a protein of 515 amino acids. The record is from RefSeq and is a predicted model, not a curated record. The transcript has 6 exons.